AUGAAGAACUGCGAGCUGUGCCAGCUUCCUGCAAGAACCUAUUGCGAAUCGGACCAGGCGAUUUUGUGCUGGGACUGCGACGCCAAGGUUCACGGUGCCAAUUUCUUGGUGGCGAGGCACUCUAGGAGCCUCCUCUGCCACGCGUGCCAGUCUCCGACGCCUUGGAAGGCCUCCGGUGAAAAGCUCGGCCAUACGUUUUCCGUGUGCGAGAGCUGUGUGGUCAGAGAUGAAAGCAGAGACGAAGACGAAGACGAAGAGAGCCAAGGCGGCAAUGAUAAUGAAUAUGACUCCGAUAACGAUCCAGAUGAUGAUGAUGAUGAUGAUUUUGAUGAGGACGGAGAUAAUCAGGUGGUGCCGUGGUCUUCGACGACCCCGCCUCCACCGUCGCCGAGCUCAUCGAGCAGCGAAGAGGCUGCGAGUGCGUUAAACAAUGGCGAUACAGAAGGUCCCAAAACGGCCACCACCGUUUCGUUGAAGCGAAUCAGAGAAACGGCUUCGGAUCUUCGCUCUCAGGACGAUCUCGACCGUUCAUCUUCUCGACGGAGGUACGGCUCAGUUUCGGCAGCUCAAGCGAGUCGGCCCGAACCCGACGGCGGAGCCACUUCGUUUGACUCCUCGCGACCACGAACAGACCGGAGAAUCGAUCUAAACGGGCCGGGUUCGCCGUCCGAACCCGUUAUUGAGUCGAAGAUGAUAUAUCGCCGGGAAGAUAGCCUUCGAUCUUGA
Molecule: messenger RNA, 726 nt
Organism: Prunus armeniaca (apricot)
Lineage: Eukaryota; Viridiplantae; Streptophyta; Magnoliopsida; Rosales; Rosaceae
Source: the annotation of a GenBank genome assembly